Messenger RNA from Peronospora matthiolae, 1200 nucleotides. Lineage: Eukaryota; Oomycota; Peronosporomycetes; Peronosporales; Peronosporaceae. The record is from the annotation of a GenBank genome assembly.
AUGUUCGAGUAUCACGAUGCUCCUAUAGGAGGACAUCGUGGCCGGGAGAAAACAUAUCUCACGGUGAGUCGAGACUUUUACUGGCCCCGCCAGUAUCAGUUUGUGCGAAAGUAUGUUCGCGCAUGCGAAGUCUGUCAACGAGUGAAGUCAAGUCCUUCACUGCGUGCACCUUUACAGCCUCUACCGGUUCCGGCUGAGUGCUGGGAAUCCAUCUCAAUGGAUUUCGUCUUUGGGUUACCCAAAGACGCACGCGGGAAUACGGGUAUCCUCGUAUUUGUUGACAGAUUCAGCAAAAUGGUACACCUUGUGGCUGUACCAGAGACAAUCACGGCAAGUGGCUGUGCUUGUGUCUUUAUUGACACCAUCUUCCGACUUCAUGGGUUGCCCCGUGAACUCGUAUCAGACAGAGAUCCACGAUUCACUGCUGAUUUCUGGCGUUCCGUGUUCAAAUCACUCGGAACGCGCUUGAAGAUGUCUACACCUGAUCAUCCAGAGUCAGAUGGUCAGACGGAACGUGCCAAUCGUGUCCUUGAAGAGAUACUUCGAGGAUACGUACACUCCUUUAAGAGUUGGAGUGAUUUUUUGCCAAUGGUAGAGUUUGCCAUCAACAACUCGGUGCAUGCGUCCACGACACAUACACCGUUUUACGUGAAUGGCUUGCGCCAUCCGCGUGUACCCACCUUACUAGAGUUUAACUCUGGUUUAAGGGGGGGAGGGACUCGCGCGAGCAAAAACCGAAUUGGUUCACGCUCAUCACGCUCUGACGAAGAAGUCAUUGCGUUUGAUGCCGAUAUCGAUAAUAUCGAUAUCGAAGAAGAUGAUGCCAGUGAGAGUGCGGAAGCCCUCACUGAAGAAGAUGAUCCCAGUGAGAGUGCGGAAGCCCUCACUGAAGAAAAGGUUGAUGUUGCUGCAGUGCGCUCACAGCACACUGAAGCUAACGAGUCAUCAGAUGAGUUCAUACUGGCUCGUGAAACGGUAGUCCGUUUUGUGCAAGACUCCAUCGCCGAAGCGGUGGAUAAGCAAAAGAAAAACGCUGACAAGAAUGGAAGGGCAAACACUCUUUUAUUUAAUAAAGGUGACUUAGUCCUACUGUCUACGGUUAAUAUAACAAAGCAUCUAGUGACUAGCUUGGGUGGCAGUAAACUACUACCCAAGUACAUCGGCCCUUUUCGUGUAUUGCACCGCCUAGGCAACGCAUAA